UCCUAAUAAGAUCAAGUAUUUACCUGAGCGAGCCUGCGGUAUGGAAAGCAGUAAACGGUACAAUCCAUAUGUGAAAGUCCUUCCAGACGAGGAAAUUGUGAUCUCUGGUAUUUCAGGACGGUUUCCCAAUUCUGAUAAUAUGAAACAACUAGAAGAAAAUCUUUUGAAUAAAAUGGACCUAGGUUCCGAUGAUUGUCGACGAUGGAGUAAUGGUAAUAUACAACUACUAUUCGCAUAAAAUUUCAAAAGUGAAAA
Dinoponera quadriceps is the source of this 255-nucleotide messenger RNA. RefSeq names its product fatty acid synthase-like. Gene Ontology annotation, molecular function: acyltransferase activity. The transcript has 2 exons. The record is from RefSeq and is a predicted model, not a curated record. The coding region runs from base 41 to 238 and encodes 65 amino acids. Lineage: Eukaryota; Metazoa; Arthropoda; Insecta; Hymenoptera; Formicidae.